AUGUCUUUUAGCAAUAUCUCAGAAGCUCUUCAGACUUUCCUUUCUGCUAACGACUUGAAUGCAAGAUCUCAAGCUGAACAAUUCCUCAACUCUAUCCCUGAAAAAGAUUUCUAAGGUGGCAUCUAGCAAUAUCUUUCAGCCCUAGACUUACAAGACGAAAAACUCUGCGAAUUAGCUGCUUUGUUAUUGAAAAAGCAAUACAUUGAUAAGGAUGAAAAUUUAUAAAAGAUUUCCGAUAAUAUUCUAGGAGAAAUAGUUUAGAAGGUAGAAUAAUCCAUCAACGAAAAUCGUAAAACCCUCUACAUUAAGAGAGCUUGCGAAAUUUUGGUUAAGCUCUAUACCAACAAGAAUGGCUUAGGUCAAUUAAUGCAACUUAUUUAAAAGUUCUCUCAAGCUACCACUUCUAACUUAAAGAUUGGUCUUAUGUAUCUCAUAGAAAUAAUUUGUGAAUACUCUUUUAAUGAUGAAGAACUCAUGAAAUAUUCAGGAGAACUCUCUGCAAUCUUCUCAAAGUUCAUGGAAGACUCUGAUGUUAAGGUAAGAGCUGAAACUUUCAAGAGCUUGACUGGUUUCCUCUGUUCUAUUGAAGAAGAAGGUCUUUUGAAGAACUUCGAAGGCGUUUUCCCUACUUUAAUUAGCAAGUGUGUUGAAUGCAUCUAAGCUGAUGAAGAAGCCGGAUCUACUUCCUUGAACUCUUUGGUUGAUUUGAUUGACAUUCACCCUAAAUUCGUUAAGCCCAUUACUUACGAAUUAUUGAACUUAUUUACUGAAAUUAUUUCAACCAAGCAACUUUCAGACUCUCUUAGAAUUAAAGGUUUAUCUGGCAUUCUUUCAAUUUGCUCAAGCUAGAGUGCCUAAGUUAGAAAAGGAGACAUCUUCAAAACUAAGACAGCUCCUGCCCUUAUCAAGAUGAUGGCUGAAGUAGACAGCCUUAGCUUAGAAGAAUGGACUGAAGAAUUAGACGAUGAAGCUCUCUCAAAAAAUGAUCCUGCAAGUGCUGCUGAAGAAACCCUUGCUAAAAUUGGUUACGAAUUGACAAACAAGUACAUGCUUCCAAUUUUCAUUCCUUUAAUUAAAGAAUGUAUUGCUGCUGGUAGCUGGAAUACUAUUCAUGCUGGUUUAGUUGCAAUUGCUAACUUAACUGAAGGCACAGCUGAGAACUUCAAGAAUGAUUUACCCCAAAUUGUCGCUAUGGUUCAAUCUCAAGAAUCAAAUCCUCACCCAAGAGUCUAAUAUAGCGUCUUAACAGCUUACUCCCUUUUAUGCACUGAAUUCACACCUGAUAUUCAACAAAACCACGGAGAUCUUAUUUUGAACUUCAUCUUGAAGAACUUAGAGAGCACUAACUCAAAGUUGAAACACAGAAGUAUUUCAUCUAUCAUCAAUUUCUGCAAGGAAUUGAUUGAAUAAGACGAAGACUGCGAAAUUAUCAAAACUUAUGCUGAUAAGUUGUUAUAAGGUGUCUCUUAAACUUUCGAAAAAUGUUUGAGCGAAAACAAUCAAAGAACUUUAGAAGAAACUUUGAUUUGUCUUUCUACUGUUGCUGUUACUUUAGAAACUGAAUUUGUUAAGUACUACAAUAAUUUCAUGCCUGGUUUAUAGACUCUCAUCCAAACUUUACCUGCCACUAAUGCUCAAUAAAUUAGUAUCCGUACUCACACUAUUGAAUGCAUGGGAUACCUAUUAACUGCUGUUCGCAAAAACAAAGAACUCUUCCUAAGAGACAGUGAAAUUAUCAUGAAUGCUCUCCUUUCUAUGUAAAAUGAUGCAAAGAUGGAAAAGGAUGAUCCUCACCACUCACCCAUUUUAGUUGUCUACGCACAAAUUGCUGAUGCUAUGAAAGAAGGUUUCUCCAAGUUUUUACCUGCUAUUAUUUAGAAGAUCCUUCAAGGUGCCAGCAUCAGCAUUGAUCUUGUUGCUGAAGAUGUUAUCGAUGGUGCUACUUAAAAGGAAGAUUAUGACAAGAGCAAAUUCGUUAAGUACAAUUUUGAUUUAGGUUUGUUGGGCGGCAUGAAGACUUUAUAAUUGAAUAUGGCUGCUUUAGAAUAAAAGAUUGAAGCUUUCCAUACUUUAUACGCUGUUGCUGAUGCUACCAAGACUGCAUUCCUUCCUUAUGUUGAAUAAUCUUUGGAAAUCGUCACUAAGCACAUCAGUUUCAAGCACUCUAGAGAUAUCUCUGAAACUUGUAUUAAGACUUUUAAGUGUUUGAUGGCUGCUUGUGGAAAUGACCAAGCUAAAAUAUCUGCAAUUUUUAACAACAUUGCUCCUACUUUAUUACAACUUUUAACUAACUCUGUUUCUUAAAGCAAUGCCGAUGAUGUUUACAUUCUUAUUGUUAAUAUUGCUGAAUGCUAUAAAACUUUUGUCAACAAUUCUGGCAUCAAUCUUGAAGUUGUUGAAAAGAUCACUCAAUAAGCAGCUUAAUCUUUGAAGAUCGCUGCUGAUCUUAAAAAAUAAGUUAUCAAGUAAUUUGCUAACGAAGACAUGGACGAUGAUGCUUAAGCUCUCUUCGAAGAACAAUACGAUGAAGCUAACUCCAUUUUAAAUGGCAUGCUCGAUUUCAUUCCUUAAACUGUUAAGCUCUUCCCUACUUUAGAAGCCGUCAUUGUAAAUAACUUUUUACCUGAUUACUAUGCUGCCUUCACUAAAGAAACCUGCUCUGACAACGAAAUCAACCUCGCACUUUGCGUCUUCAGUGAAUUAUUCUAAUACUGUUCUGAGCCUAUUUUCUAAAGAGCCUACGUUGAUAUGGCCAAGAAAUAUUUAGAUUAUGCUAAGGAUUAUGAAAACAACGAUAUAAAGUAAACUGCUGUAUUUGGUUUAGGAGUUGUUGCCAAGAGAUCCACUCAUGCUUAAUUCUAACAAUUCUACCAAGACUCACUUACUAUUUUAUCUGGCUUGUUCACUAACCCUGCAUUCUAAUAACCAGAAGUUGCUUGUGUCUUCGAAAAUAUUUUGGCAUCUUUAUUCAAGAUUGCUGUAUUCUAAAUUCAAGAUGAAGCCACCAGAUCUGAAGUCUUAUCUAAAUGUUUACCUCGUUUACCUUUGAAAGAAGAUGUUGUUGAAGCUUAAAAUUUACAUGAAUUACUUCUUAAAUUAUUACAAGAAAACAAUCCUAUUAUUUGCAGCAAUGCUAAUGUUAAUAGCUUAGCCCUCGAAGCUGUUAAUAGAAUAAAAACUCAUAUCAGUUAAAACCCAGAAUCUGAAAUCUUAAAGUAAGCUAGCAAGGCCUUAAUCUAACUUUGA
Molecule: messenger RNA, 3246 nt
Organism: Tetrahymena thermophila SB210
Lineage: Eukaryota; Ciliophora; Oligohymenophorea; Hymenostomatida; Tetrahymenidae
Product: Kap beta 3 protein, putative
Exons: 8
Biological process (GO): protein import into nucleus
Cellular component (GO): nucleus; cytoplasm
Molecular function (GO): nuclear import signal receptor activity
Source: RefSeq, a predicted model, not a curated record